This is a messenger RNA of Lymnaea stagnalis (great pond snail), 6258 nucleotides long. NCBI's taxonomy places the organism in Eukaryota, Metazoa, Mollusca, Gastropoda, Lymnaeidae. The record is from the annotation of a GenBank genome assembly.
GCCACACAUUGGUUAAAGGAAUGAAUUGAAGCGUCAGGGAAUCGAACGCUGUCAACGCGGGUUGUGAAUUCCGAGGAAUUGUCCGGGUGAUUAUGUCGGCACGUGCUUUGUGGUGGUGACGCGGUAGAUGAACUUGAAUAAGGAUUAAAUGUGCCUAAUUGACUGAAACUGACUCUACACAUGUAAGUUAACGGGUAUAUAUGAUUUCUUUUAAAAUAGGUUAACUUUUUUUUUUUUUUAAUGAAAUAUAUUAUUACCAAUACUAUAGAGGUUUGAGUUCAGAGAUAGGACCUGCCGCGAAUCAACCCUGAACUGCGUGGACUAUGUCGCAUAUUUCAGCAGUUCAAUGUGUACACAUCGGGUGGAUGCUGUACUUACAGACCCGUGGACGGGACGCUGAGGGUUUGGGGGGGGGGUAGAGGCAGUUGGGAAAAAAAUAACGGCAGAGUGAGCACAAGAGUGAAGCUUAACAUCGAAUGGGUUAAGCUCACCACUGUAAAUGAAACUGUCGAAAUGUGCACUUUACAAUGGACGAUUUAACACAAAGACACACACACAAGCGCACAAAAUAAAUGAACAGUGACCUUGCUAAAACUUCAUGCGUUUAGAGAAACGAUUGACCAUUGUAAAAUUUCAAUAUUUUGCGAUAAAACAUUUUUACAUCCCCAAAUGAGUCAACUUUACACAUCGUCGUUAAUUUACGACCGCGUCGUUCUUCUUCUUUUUUUUUUUUUUUUUUUUUUAGCCUUUUAGGUAUCUCUCACUCAAGAUGGUCUUAGAGGCGUAAAUAGCAAGCUAAAUGAUUGUGAUAUCUAUUUUCACCUGGAACCAUUUCAGCUAUUUCUAGCUUAUAUAAAGUUUCCUGGGGGAGAAAAGUUACUUUCUAAAUUGUGCUCCCUUCGCGGACAGAAGACGCACGAAAUAAUAAGCCUACUCCGCGGACUUGAAGUGAACAUAAUCCCAUUCCAAGAAACGCUGCAUAGUAUGGGCCGUUUCAUUUUUAACUGGCUAUUCACCUUGCUACUGCAAAUGCACCGGAUCUCGCUGUUGAGAUCGUAGAAGCGAAGAGCUGCAGCAUCAACGAUGCUCUCAUCGUGAGAGUGUUCAAGGAGGACGUAGCUUUUAUAGCGACGAACGUCUAUCAAUACACCCUGGAAACCCUGCCACCCGACUAUUGGGAGGUAACAUGGUUUUCAGCAAAAGCAUUUGGGCAGGGGGACUUUCAAACGCACAGUUAGACGACUGGGGACGUUCGGAACGAAAUGCGUCGGGAUGAUCAAUUGAGAGCUUAGGCUCAACUUUACAAUAGAGGGGAUCAUUAGUUUAUAUUGUGGGCUUGAAGUAAGUUUUGGGUUAGAUCCCCUUCACGUUAAUCACCUCAGAAUUUUCGUUAAAAAGAUAAGUUCUCUUUUUUUUUUAUGCCUAUAGAUGUGCUUCCACCUGAUCUGACCACAGCUCCACCAUGACUACAACAACACCGCUGUCUUCCUUCCUCACCGCCUCCACCUGCUCCACCACGACGCUCACCUCUUCUAUUUUCGGAGACAGCGGGCAGAAGAAAAGCUUCCUGGACCGGACGUUGAACUUCCGGACGAGCAUCGGUCGAUACUUCCUCCUCGUCCUGAUCCUCACCGCGGGAUUUAUCCCCGCUGUCAUACUGCUCGCACAAAACAUCGUGAUCGUGUUCAAAGCCGUGAAAAACUUGGACAAGAAUAAUUUGGUCCAAACCAACAUCGAGUCCGCCUUGUUGAUCAAAGACUUGCUGCACGACAUCCAGCUGGAGCGGGGGCACUCCGCGCUCUACCUGAGCUCCGACGGCGAGAUUCGCACGCGGGAUGACAUGCUGAGGUCGAGGCUGAACGUGGAUGAUAUCUUCAUGGCCUUGAAGUCGUGGCCGAGGUCGCUGUUGUCCUACCCGGGGACAGUUCCGAAUAAGACAGCGGUUCGCGUUGACCUGAUGACCUUCCGCCACAGCAUUGACACCAGGGUGGUGGACGAGUAUGGCGUGGUGCAGUUUUAUAGGUAAGGCUGGGGAGAUGUCUGGUUGAUAUCACCUGUCUGAGAGCGGUCAAUGGCCAAAGAGAUGGUCAGAAAGUUUCCAACAAGUCGUUUUUUUUUUUUACAUUUUACCCCACUUUUCUUUAACGUGAAUUGAGUCUGUUUGUUUGUUUCUUGUUUCGGUGUAGUAAUAAAGGGGAGAGACUGCAAUCAGGUUAUUGGGUUGUGGGGCAUUGGGUUGUGAGAUUUUGGGUUGUGAGACAUUGGGUUGUGAGACAUAGGGGGGGGGGGGGGGGGGGGGGGGGGGGGGGGGGGGGGGGGGGGAGAGAUAUGAGCGAAACAAAAUAUGGGAAAACCUGAAAAAAAAUUCGUUCAUUUUAUUAUAUAUAAAUUGCACCACAUGAAAUACUCCGAAAUUGGAGUAAAAUAUGACUGACGUUGUCUAUUUACUUCACAUAUGAUUUUCACACAGAUCUAUUGAAUAAGUAAUCCGAUGCUAUAAGAUGUACGGCAAGAGCCUAUCUUCUAUUUAACACAUAUUUCUUCCAUUCUCACUUAUCUCCUUCUACGCUUCUGCGCAUGACAUACCUUAAUUAACUUCCUUUUCCCUCUAACUUAUAAAAACAAUAUUAUUAUCUAAAACAAUUAGUAUCUAUGAAUGCUUGCACUGUGACAGUAAUGAAAACUCUUCACUCGAACAUAGUAAUCUGUCAAUUUCUAGAUUUCAAAUCCUCGCAAUGGAUCUGUUUAUAUGGUGUUUUGUGUGUUUUUUAUGGAAAUGCACAUUUUUAACAUGUUCUUCAUGGGUAUUUAAGCAAUUUAAAGUGUGGGUAUGUAUGCGAGACGGAGGAAUAGGAGAGAGCAAGAAAUAACAGGUUAGACAAGAGCAAGAAAUGACAGGUUUUGCAAGAGCAAGAAACGACAGGUUGUGCAAGAGCAAGAAAUGACACAUUGGGCAAGAGCAAGAAAUGACAGGUUGUGCAAGAGCAAGAAGUGACAGGUUGUGCAAGAGCAAGACAUGACAGGUUGUGCAAGAGCAAGAAAUUACAGGUUGUGUAAGAGCAAGAAAUGACAGGUCGGGCAAGAGCAAGAAAUGACAGGUCGGGCAAGAGCAAGAAAUGACAGGUCGGGCAAGAGCAAGAAAUGAUGGGUUGGGCAAGAGCAAGAAAUGACAGGUUGAGCAAGAGCAAGAAAUGACAGGUUGAGCAAGCGCAAAAAAUGACAUAAAGUAAACAUUGCUGUUUGGGAAGUUCACUCAAUAUUUCGAAUCCCCAUAGCUUGCAAACUAUUGAAUUUCUAGGGUCGUCUAAAUGAUAUAACAUCAGAUGGUACAACACUAGAUGUUAUAGCAUUGCAUGAUAUACCAUUAGACGAUAGAACAUUAGCUGAUCAUGAAGUUGAUAUUCAUCCCUCAAUUUUAGUCUGACUCAUCAUGCUGUUUCGUUAAAACGAGGGGGGGGGGGUUAAAAGUUAAAGGCUUUAAGAACAAUUCACGCAUGGAAACGCUAUUUGAUUUCGGUUAACCACGGGUCACGUUUGACCUGACCGGCAUAUAGUUCAUGUAAUCACCACGCUAAGAGAAUGCCUGCCUUCAGUUACCACCAACCAACUGAUGAGCCCCCAAUUAAAAAAUCUGCGCUGACAUGGAAAACAAAAUCUCGUCCUCCUUUCAGCUGCCCCAGUAAACAUGUUUAACUCACCAUCCUCAGCUGCCCAGUAAACAUGUUUAACUCACCUUCCAGUUCAAGUACGCUAAUCUAUCUAUAUUUUUCCUUUUGCUUUUGUCAACACCAUUGGGUUACAUCAUGAUAGAUAGAAAAGAGAUCGAUAAGACCCAUCGACCAGCAGCACGUUUAAUGACAGCACAAAACGGCUUGCAAUCUAGUUCUUUAAAAAAUAAUACAUGUAGCGAUCAUGAGAGGACAAUGAGAGAUCAAAGUGAAAGACCAGCGUCGAAUCCUUACUGAAAUCCUGAGAAUUUAGCCAUAACAGUUUAUUAGAAGUAUUAAAUUAAAAUUGUGUGUGUGCACGAUUAAGUAGGGGGUAAAACGACAGCAGCACCAACAACACACACACAUUCUGACACACACAUAGGCCUAUACUCACACACACACACAGGUCUAUACUCACACACACACACAUGCCUAUACUCAAACACACACUGGUCUAUACUCACACACACAUAGGCCUAUACUCUCACACACACAUGUCUAUACUCACACACAAACAGGUCUAUACUCACACACACAUAGGCCUAUACUCUCACACACACAUGUCUAUACUCACACACAAACAGGUCUAUACUCACACACACAUAGGCCUAUACUCACACACACACGCGCGCGCUCGAUCACAUGCACACACACACAAGAGUAGAGACGAGGUGGAUUAAAACAGAAAACAGUUCGAUGCCCUUUCAUCAAACGUCAUCUAAAAUUGUUAUUAAUUUGAUUUUUUUUCAAAGACACGUGAGUAAUCAAUUGAUUAUUGAAGUAUCAGAUGGGGUUAGAGAGUAAAAUAUUAGUAGGCCCCUGGCCGUUGGGGCCUGCGGGAAUCGUGCACGGGAAUGGGUGGGUGUUGGGGGAUGGGGUCAGUCAUGACCAGAAGAUUUAGUUGAAUGAUAGGUAUGUCAUUUAUAACUCGAGCAGCGUUUCCCAAACUUUUAAGUGUAGGGGACCGGUGGGACACAAUUCGAAAACUAUACGACUCAUGAGAGGCAUUGAUUUAUUUUGGUCUGUCAAGCUCAUAUAAGUCCUAAAUAUUUUAGCUCACUUUUGGUUGACUCGAUUUCGUAUGUAUUUUUCCUCACUAUUAAUGUGUGCCCAGAGGCAUGUAAAAAUAUUUGUUUUUUUCAUUUAAAAAUCAUGGAGAAAAUGUUCCAAAACUUACUGAAAUCAGGUUAGCAGAUUAAAAGGCUUUUUUUUUUUUAAAUUCUUAGUACAAGGACACCACUAACAAAUUAAAUAAAGGCUGCUCUAGUAAUCGACAUUAAAAGUUGUUUUUUUUUAAAUAAAGUCAACCUUGUUCACCAAUCACAAACGCGUAUUGCAAGUGCCUGCGUUGUUUCAUUCAUGACGUGUAUUCCAUAAGGAUUAGCCCAUUAAGAUGCUCUGUCCGGACCAUCUUGGCCUCAUGGGUUUUUACGGUCUGGUCUAUCAUGUAGAAAAAACGUUGAAGAUGCAUUGGACAUUGUCUCUUAACUGGCAUUUUGUGAACGGUCUAGUCGGUCUCAGCAACUGCAACAACACAAUUAAAGCCAUCGCGGAGUCGCAUCGUUGUUUUCCUCGGUUACAGACACUGUCACAUCAUCUCCUAUAAAUUUAAAUGAAAUUGACCACAUCAUCAAGUAUGACAGUUGAAUGCACCACCUGAUCUAAUCGUUAAUUAUGCUAACUUUGUUUAACUAUUUAUUUAACGUUACUACACGGUCUAUGGUAAGAACCUAACACCCCCCCCUCGACUAACUUAACCAAUCUCCCGACCCCCGACUAACUUACCCAAACUCCCACUCCCACCCUCCGACUAACUUACCCAAACUCCCACCCCCNUUAUUCAGCACCAACCUGUAAACCAGUUCUCACAAGUUGAUUCAGCACCAACCUCUAAAUUAUGGUAAACCAGAGCUCACAAGUUGAUUCAGCACCAACCUGUAAACCAGUGCUCACAAUUCAGCACAAACCUGUACACCAGUGCUCUCAAGUUGAUUCAGCACCAACUUCUAAACCAGUUCCACCUAGAAAGCUGCACUGCCCCAACUCAUCUCCACCUACAUUGCCCGACCCCAUUCAACUUACACCGCCCGACCCCAUUCAACCUACACUGCCCGACCCCAUUCAACCUACCCUGCCCUACCCCAUCUCCACUUAUACUGCCUCCCUUAUUAGCACCUACUCACCUGUAAUCUCUCACUACCCCACCACCACCUACUCACCUGCACUCUCCCACCACCACCUACUCACCUGCACUCUCCCACCACCACCGCCUCCUACUCACCAUUACUCUCCCACCACCACCUAUUCACCUUCACUCUCCCACCCCACAUCCGUCCACCUUUCCUCACCUGCACUCUUUAUCUCCAGUCAGAUUAUAGAUCUGUUGAUCAAGUGGAUGCAAGAGCUUAUGAACGCCAUCACACUAGGCAACUUCUGGCCGGAAAUUGUCGCCUUCCAAGCGUUGACGUUCGCCACAGAGAAUGCUGGGCUGGAAAGGGCGAACGGCGCCAUCUUCUUCACCAAAGGUAAAAAAAAAAAAAACUGUUGA